GCGAGUGUCCCCAAGUCUCUCAACACCCAACUGCUAUGCUAUAAGAACAGAACACACUGUGCACAUGGCCCUCGCACCUACUUGUCUCCGCACGCUCUCCUUGUCCGUACGGAUCUCUCCCCCCAUAAUCUCACCCCUGGUCGCACCACAGAACUCCGUUCUACCACCUCUCCGCCACCGAAGAGCUUUCAGACUAAAAGGGGUGUCUUUGGUGGAGAAGAGGAAGUUGGGUUGCUGUAGAGUGAAGGCGUCAAUGGCGACGACGGCUGAGAAGGGUGGGGAUAAGAAGAAGGUGGAGGUGUUUGAUACGGAGGACGAUCUUGCGGUGUCUCUGGCAAAGUACACCGCCGAUCUGUCUGAGAAGUUCUCGAAAGAGAGAGGGGCUUUUACCGUUGUUUUGUCUGGUGGGUCUCUCAUCAAGUCCCUCAGGAAACUAUUGGAACCCCCGUAUAUUGAUUCGAUUGAGUGGUCGAAAUGGCAUGUUUUUUGGGUAGAUGAAAGAGUAGUGCCAAAGGAUCACGAAGACAGCAACUAUAAGCUUGCUUAUGAUGGGUUUCUUUCUAAGAUACCACUUCUCCCCGGUAAUGUUUAUUCACUCAAUGAUGCGCUGUCAGCUGAGGGUGCAGCUGAUGAUUAUGAGACCUGUCUCAAACAUCUGGUUAAGAUCAAUGUGAUAGAUUUAUCAGCAGCCAGUGGGUUCCCCAAGUUUGAUCUCGUGCUGCUUGGAAUGGGUCCAGAUGGACAUGUGGCCUCUCUAUUCCCAGGGCAUCCUCUCCUCAAAGAGAAUGAGAAAUGGGUCACCUUCAUUAAGGACUCACCAAAACCACCUCCAGAGAGAAUUACUUUUACCUUUCCAGUAGUCAACUCGUCUGCAUAUAUUGCCCUUGUGGUGGCUGGUGCCGGUAAAGCUGGAGUAGUGCAAACAGCAUUAGGAAAUAGUCAAAAUUCUGAUAAGCUGCCUGUUCAAUUGGUUUCACCUGAAGGAGAGUUAACUUGGUUUUUGGACAAGGGUGCAGCUUCAAAGCUGUAGGAGUUGAAAUGUUUAUAUCUGUCUGAUGGUCCACAUAGUGUAUUGGCAUGUUAUCUUGUCCUGUGGUUAAGUGGCUUGGUCACAGAUCAUAUAGGUGUUCUGCUGGAUUUUGUGCUCUCUGUGGUUGGUAAUGACUAGUGAGGUUUUUCCAUCUUCUAUGAUGGUAAUAAAAGAAGGGUUUGGAUAA
This is a messenger RNA of Corylus avellana, 1217 nucleotides long. Its product is annotated as putative 6-phosphogluconolactonase 4, chloroplastic. Gene Ontology annotation, molecular function: 6-phosphogluconolactonase activity. The record is from RefSeq and is a predicted model, not a curated record. Gene Ontology annotation, biological process: pentose-phosphate shunt; carbohydrate metabolic process. Lineage: Eukaryota; Viridiplantae; Streptophyta; Magnoliopsida; Fagales; Betulaceae.